AUGUCAUCUUUGUUUGUUGGUGAUGAAGAUGGAGAAGAAUAUACACUGCAUGAUAGAGAUGACUCCAUAAUUUUAGAGAACCCAAUAGAGAGUGAAAAGGAAAUCAAAGAUGAUUCAAAUCUGGAGCCGUCAAUUCCAAUAAACUAUGAAGAUUCCAAUACUACAAUAUACCAGACACGAGAAAUAUGUUGUUCGUUGCCAUUGAGGUUUCAUCAAGAAAUAGUGGAGGAUAUGCUAUCCAAAGAUGGACUUUUGAUUCUAGGUAGAGGUUUAGGAUGGGAGCUUGUUACGGCAAAUUUAUUGCAUGCAUUGAGUGCACCUACUGUAAUUCUUCAGAGUAAUGGAAAGGAAAAAAAGACAAAGAAGAGCUUGUUGAUAUUGCUUAACUCAAGAGAAGAGGAAAUAUUUAAAUUGAGUGAAGAUUUAACAGAACUUCGUUGGAUUGAUAAAAGAAACGAAGAUACAAACGAGUCUGGGUUCGAUCAUCCUCCAUUGAUAACUAUUGGUGGAGACUCAAUGACAGUAGAUAAACGUAAAAGAGUUUAUGAAAACGGAGGUAUUGUUUCCGUUACGUCAAGGAUAUUGGUUGUAGAUUUACUAUCUGGGGUGGUACAGCCGAAUGAUAUAACUGGUUUAUUCAUACUACACGCUGAGAAGGUGAAGGAAACAUCGAACGAGUCUUUUAUUAUUAAUUUGUAUCGUGAUGUUAAUGACUGGGGUUUUGUUAAGGCAGUUUCUGAUGAACCUGAGUCCUUUACGGGAUUUACACCAUUGGCAACAAAGCUCAAGGUUUUACGUUUAUCGAACGUAUUUUUAUGGCCAAGGUUUCAUGUUGAGGUGUCGUCAUCGUUAAACUUUAGAGGAAAAAAUCUACCUAAUCGGCAAAAGCAAGAGUUGGAACGCAGACGAUUUGUUACAGAAAUUAACACUAAACUAUCAUAUAAAAUGAAUAAGAUUCAAUCAGCAAUAUUAUCAUGUAUUCAAGCAUGUUUACUGGAAUUAAAGAGACAUAACCCACUGUUGGUCACAGAAUACUGGGAUAUGGAAAAUAUACAUGACUCUGAUUUUGUUCCUCGUAUAAGACUUUCGUUAGAUUCUCAGUGGCAUCGUAUAUCAUGGACUUCAAAACAGUUAGUUUACGAUUUGACUACAUUGAAAGAUUUACUAAAGUAUUUGUUAAUUUUGGAUUCCUUAAGCUUUUAUCAGGUUGUUCAAGAAAUUAUUGAUCUGAAUAUUAAGACCACAGGUAAUGAUUCCAUGAAUGUUGCAAGUAUGAGUCCAUGGUUGAAUUUAGAUGAGGCCAAUACGAUUAUAUCAUAUGCCAAAGAACGAGCAUUAGGAAAGAUUAUAGUUUCCAAAUCUAGGAUAACGAUAGGGGAUGAAAAUGAAGAAGAAGGAGGUAACGAGAUGGCUGAAAAUACACAAGAAUCAGAAAUACAGACAGAAGAAUAUAAUUUAGAAGAGCUACCAAAAUGGGACCAACUUGGAAUUUUACUCGACGAUAUAAUGUAUGAAAAAUCUCAGAAUACAGCUAACCAUGGCCCAAUUGUAAUUAUGUGUUCUGAUUCUAAAACUGCAAAACAGUUGAGUUAUUUGAUAUCAAAUAUGAAGGAUAUUACUAAUACAGAUUCAAGGAGAAAAAGAUUUAGUGGAAGGAAAUUUAUGGUCAACAAGCUAAAUGAUUAUCUCGAAUGGAAGGAGUUCACUUCAUUAACAAGAAAGCUUAAUUCUGAGCUUGAUAUGAAGAAGCAAGAGGAGAUCUCAGAAGUUAAUGAGCCCGAAAGAGCAGCUACUCCCGAGGAAGAGUUACAAACUUCCAAAACAUUCUCUAGAGGGAAGGGCCAUCCAUUAAGUAAGAGAAGACGAACCAGAGGCGCAUCGGCUGUAGCAAAUGUUGGUAGGUUAUAUUCGGGGUCUAAUAAAGGACGUACAAAUGAGGCUGUUGAACUUGACGCUGCUAUCGUAAAUAAGCUUAAAGAAGAGAUAAAUGAAAAACAGCUUGAUGAAAACCCUGGAAGUGGUAAUAAUUCUGACGACAACGCAGGAGGAUUUUUAGUCGAUGAGGAUCAAGGUCAGGUAGUAGAUAUUCAAGACGUAGACUAUUUUAAUGAGGUGUGUGAAUAUAGAACCAGUGAAAUCAUUUUUGAGAAUAUUGAUAAGGACGAUCAAAUAAUCAUUGAAACGUAUAAUGAUAAGACCAAUGAUUCAUUACUCCAGGAAGUUUCACCAGCAUAUAUUAUCAUGUAUGAACCGAAUUUAUCAUUUAUUAGACGUGUUGAAAUAUAUCAAGCAGUGAAUAAGGAAUAUCCUGCUAAGACUUAUUUUAUGUACUAUGGUACUUCUGUUGAAGAGCAAAAACACUUAAUGAGGAUUAAGAAAGAGAAAGAUGCAUUCACCAAAUUAAUUCGGGAAAAGGCAACAUUGGGUAAGCAUUUCGAAUCUGCCCAAGACAACAACAAGUUUCAAUUAAAUAGGAACAAGGUUGUUAAUACCAGAAUUGCUGGAGGUGCAAGAUUUAGAAUGGAGGAAGAUGAAAUGAGAGUAGUUGUUGACGUUAGAGAGUUCCGUUCGUCACUUCCGAAUUUAUUAUAUCGAGUUGGCAUAAAGGUCGUUCCGUGUAUGAUAACAGUCGGUGAUUACAUUGUUUCUCCUAAGAUUUGCAUUGAAAGAAAGGCCAUUCCGGAUUUAAUAUCGAGUUUUAAGAGCGGUAGGUUAUACAGCCAAUGUGAACAGAUGUUCCGCCAUUAUGAAUUGCCUACUUUACUUAUUGAAUUCGACGAGAGUAAAUCUUUCUCGUUCGAGCCUUUUUCUGAUUUAAGAAACUACAAGGUCAAUGCUACAAAUCCAAUUGCAACAAAGUUGCAACAACAGGACAUUCAAUCAAAGUUAAUCAUGUUGUUAAUUUCGUUUCCAAAGCUAAAAAUCAUUUGGUCUUCUUCACCAUACGAGACGGCGCAAAUUUUCUUAGAGUUGAAGGCUAACCAGGAGGAACCUGAUAUUAGUGCUGCUGUCGCUAAAGGUGUUAAUCAAUCGAUAAAAAUUAGUAGUGGUGAACCUCCCCUCUACAACGAUAAUGCGAUCGAUUUGAUUCAGAAUAUUCCUGGAAUCAACAAUAUUAAUUAUUACAAAGUUAUUGAAAAAGUUCAAUCGAUUGAAGAAUUGGUCAAGCUAUCUGAAGAUGAGUUUACAGAUUUAAUAGGGAUAGAGAAUGGUAAGAAGGCCUACAAAUUCAUCCAUCGUUCGGUAAAGUAA
Messenger RNA from Debaryomyces fabryi, 3252 nucleotides. It is a transcript of the gene RAD1, whose product is annotated as ssDNA endodeoxyribonuclease. The coding region runs from base 1 to 3252 and encodes 1083 amino acids. Gene Ontology annotation, molecular function: single-stranded DNA binding; damaged DNA binding; single-stranded DNA endonuclease activity. Gene Ontology annotation, cellular component: nucleotide-excision repair factor 1 complex. Lineage: Eukaryota; Fungi; Ascomycota; Pichiomycetes; Serinales; Debaryomycetaceae. Gene Ontology annotation, biological process: resolution of meiotic recombination intermediates; nucleotide-excision repair involved in interstrand cross-link repair; double-strand break repair via single-strand annealing, removal of nonhomologous ends. The transcript has a single exon. The record is from RefSeq and is a predicted model, not a curated record.